GUGUCCUGAGCGCCAGGAGCGGGCCCCACCCCGUGGCGGCCGCAGAGGAAGGCGCCAUGGAGACCCCGGCCCCGGAGCCCCGGGAGACAGCUCUCCCCUCUCAGGACCCUGCUCUUUCCCGCCAAGAGAUUCCAGAAGAUAAAAUGGGUCAGGGUCUCCUGCAAGCCAGGUGCGAGGAAUCGGUGACUUUCAAGGAUGUGGCCGUGGACUUCACCCAGGAAGAGUGGGGCCAGCUGGACUCCCCUCAGAGGGCCCUGUACCGGGAUGUGAUGCUGGAGAACUACCAGAACCUUCUCGCCCUGGGGCCUCCGGUCUGCAAGCCCGACGUGAUCUCCCACCUGGAGCGAGGUGAGGAGCCAUGGCGGGUGCCCAGAGAGGUUCUCGGAGGGGUGCAUCCAGAGCGGGGGCCCAGGCCUGAGAUCGGGGAGCUGUCACCUCAGCAGCUGGUCAUUUACAAAGAAGAGCCUUCGUGGGAGCCUGUCUCAGAGCAGGUGGCGCCGUCUGGUCUCCACGUCCUGAAUCUGGGUGAUGGUGGUGCUUGGGGUGGCCUGGUGACUGCUCUGUCAUGUGACGAGGCUGUGCUCUGGAGGCCCGUGCCCGCCAGCGCUGAGGACAUUUCCACGGAGGAGCGCUGCCAGGGUCACAGGGCGUCUGAGGAGGACAUUCACCCGAGGUGCGCCAUCCCCGCAGCAGGAGGCUCUCUGGACGGACACGCAGAGAGCUUCCCACCUAGCGGGGCCGGGAGCUGGCGGCAGAGACCCGGCAGGGGGAGAAAGUCCAGUGGGAAGCAGCCGCCCGUUGGCAGGCGGCGGGGCAGUGGGGAAGGGGCCAGCGUCUUCGCGUGCGGAGACUGCGGAAAGGCCUUCCAGCAGAGCACGGCGCUGGCGCUGCACCGGCGCUGGCACACGCGGGAGAAGGCCUACAAGUGCGGCGAGUGCGGCAAGGCCUUCACUUGGAGCACCAACCUCCUGGAACACCAGCGCAUCCACACCGGCGAGAAGCCCUUCUUCUGCGGCGAGUGUGGCAAGGCCUUCAGCUGCCACUCGUCCCUGAAUGUGCACCAGCGCAUCCACACGGGCGAGAGGCCCUACAAGUGUGGCGCCUGCGAGAAGGCCUUCAGCUGCAGCUCCCUGCUCAGCAUGCACCUGCGCGUCCACACCGGCGAGAAGCCCUACAAAUGCGCUGAGUGCGGCAAGGCCUUCAACCAGAGGACACACCUGACGCGACACCACAGGAUCCACACCGGGGAGAAGCCCUACAAGUGUGCCGAGUGCGGCAAGGCCUUCACCUGCCACUCAUCCCUGACGGUGCACGAGAAGAUCCACAAUGGUGACAAGCCAUUCAAGUGCAGUGACUGCGAGAAGGCCUUCAACAACCGCUCCCGCCUGACGCUGCACCAGAGGACCCACACGGGCGAGAAGCCCUUCAAGUGCGGCGACUGCGGGAAGGGCUUCAGCUGCCACUCCUACCUCGUCGUGCACCAGCGCAUCCACAGCGGGGAGAGGCCCUUCCGCUGCAACGAGUGCGGCAAGGCCUUCAGCUCCCACUCCUACCUGAUCGUGCACCAGCGCGUGCACACCGGGGAGAAGCCCUUCGACUGCAGCCGGUGCUGGAAGGCCUUCAGCUGCCACUCGUCCCUCAUCGUGCACCAGCGCGUACACACCGGGGAGAAGCCCUACAAGUGUGGCCAGUGUGGCAAGGCCUUCAGCCAGAAUCACUGCCUCAUUAAACAUCAGAAGGUCCACUCCGUGGAGAAGCCGUUUAAGUGCAACGAGUGUGGCGAGGUGUUCAGCUGGAGCGGCCCACUGGCGGAGCACCAGAGAGCCCACAGCGAGGAGAAGCCCUUCGCCAUCCAGUUGGACAAGCACUUGCUCAGCACCUACUAUGUACCCGGCGGCCUGCUGGGCACGGGGGGCUCGGGCGUGGACCCCAUCGAUGCCCUGGACAUGGCUGAGCUCCUGUGCGUGGUCCCCCCCUCAGCCACCAGGAAUUGCCCCCUGGGCAGCAAGCCUGGAAAUUGACGCAGGAGGUCAUCCCAAGGAGGCCCAGCUUCACGCACCUGCCUUAGGCAAGCACCUCUUGCCAUCGCCUCCCGGGAGGAAGAUGCUGCAGGAGAGUUGAGGGCCGUUUGAGGAUGUCCCGCCGUCCUGUUUUCCUUGGUGGGUUUGGAAGUCACUGAAAGGGGAGUAGAUGAUUUCUGCAGAUAAAAAGACGGUAUGUCAGCUGUUGUGUCCUUGGACAGCCUCCUGGCAUGAUUUCGAUCAGGAGUUUCCUCUGUAAACUAUUAUGUUAAUGAUGUUAAAAAACAAGAAUUAUGAACAGCAUUACUUCCAAGUGAAGAUUAUUCUAUUCCAGGAUGGGGGAUUAAUCUCGGAUGGUGGAGGUUUGGGAAAAAGUGAAUUUUCUGGACUCAGCUCACUUACAUAGCAGCCGCCAGAGAACCCAGCCCAGCAUCCGAGGAGCCAGGUCUUGAUACAACAGCAUCGUGCCUGGCCACCUUGUCUGCGGUGAGAAAGUGGGACACACAAGUACGUGCAUCUGGGAGAGAGGGGUCUGGAAGCACGCUGUCACCCCCGGCUGGCAAGGCUGCCUGCAGUGCCUCUCUGUGGACCAUGCAGCUCGGCUUCCCUGCCCCGCCCCGCCUGGCCCCACCCCGCCCAAGGAGCCCCUCGAGGACUCUCACCCCCAUGCUCUCGCAGAGGCAGAAAGCAUGGUCUUCUGGGGCUUGUCACGCUUGAAGUGUGUCAUUUCUACUCAGUUCUAAGCAGGUAUAAGCUGUCUUCUCAGUGGUGAUACUUCACACUUGUAUAGAGAGUGCUAUAGUUUACAAAAUGCUCUUUAGUAUACUUUUUAAAUUGUGGAGGCAAAGUAACCACAUUUCAGGAAAUACAGAAUUAAGGGGGAAAUACCCAUAAUUCUUAAUAAAACAGCAUUUCACGCUUUGAUA
Molecule: messenger RNA, 2947 nt
Organism: Vicugna pacos (alpaca)
Lineage: Eukaryota; Metazoa; Chordata; Mammalia; Artiodactyla; Camelidae
Gene: ZNF74
Product: zinc finger protein 74
Biological process (GO): regulation of transcription by RNA polymerase II
Molecular function (GO): DNA-binding transcription factor activity, RNA polymerase II-specific; RNA polymerase II cis-regulatory region sequence-specific DNA binding
Source: RefSeq, a predicted model, not a curated record